GAUAUUGUGAUGGUGGACCUGAAAGAGCGUUUGCUUCCACCCAAACCUCAGUCAGCUAUAGACAUUAGAGAUGCUUCUUUUCGGCCAUCUGCCUCUGGACGCCAGCCUUUUCAAGGCAUGGAUUUAUCAGGGUUAAAGAAGCGUGGCCAAGGACUUCGAUCUUGGAUCCGUGUUGAUACAUCUGGGAAUUCGCUAGUAAUUGAGGUUGACAAGUUCACUAUGAUGCGUCGUUGUGAUCUACCGGCCCGGGACCUACGGCUUCUUGAUCCUUUGUUUGUUUACCCCUCGACAAUCCUUGGUCGAGAGAAGGCUAUUGUUGUAAACUUGGAGCAGAUACGGUGUAUAAUCACUGCCGACGAGGUUCUACUCUUGAAUUCCCUUGAUAGCUAUGUUUUGCAGUAUGUUGUGGAGCUACAAAGGCGACUAACAAGUGGAGUAGGUGAGGUUUGGCUAUCGGAGGGUCCUGAGUUGAGCAGAAGAAGAAGCAGUAGGGGUUUUGACAAUGUAUAUGGGAGUACAUCCCCUGAUUAUCUACCCUUUGAGUUUAGGGCUCUUGAAGUCGCUUUGGAAGCUGCCUGUACUUUCCUUGAUUCACAGGCAGCAGAGUUGGAAAUUGAAGCAUAUCCACUACUGGAUGAUCUUGCAUCAAAGAUCAGUACAUUAAACUUGGAGCGUGUCCGCAGAUUGAAGAGUAGACUUGUUGCAUUGACUCGAAGAGUUCAGAAGGUUAGAGAUGAGAUAGAGCAGCUAAUGGAUGAUGAUGGAGAUAUGGCGGAAAUGUAUCUUACUGAGAAGAAGAGCAGGAUGGAAUCAUCAUUAUAUGGUGAUCAGUCUUUGAUGGGAUUGAGAUCGAAUGAUGGACUUUCUGCUUCAGCUCCAGUUUCUCCUGUUUCUUCACCUCCCAAAUUACGCAGGCUGGAGAAAAGCCUCAGCAUUGCAAGGAGCCGCCAUGAGAGCGUGAGGAGUUCAGAGAGCACUACAGAAAAUAUUGAAGAGCUUGAGAUGUUACUGGAAGCAUACUUUGUGCUCGUUGACAGCACCCUAAAUAAGUUGACUUCGCUGAAAGAGUACAUUGAUGACACUGAAGAUUUCAUCAACAUUCAGCUGGAUAAUGUUCGAAACCAGCUGAUCCAAUUUGAACUGCUAUUGACAACUGCAACCUUUGUUGUUGCUAUUUUUGGGGUUGUAGCAGGGAUAUUUGGUAUGAACUUUCCCAUAUCUUUGUUUGAUUACCCUGGUGCAUUUAAGUGGGUCCUCGUAAUUACUGGGAUUUCUGGGAUCACCAUAUUUUGUGCAUUUUUAUGGUUUUUCAAGCACAGAAGACUGAUGCCCCUAUGAAAAAAAUUGAAAAUUAGAAAGAAGGCAUC
Hibiscus syriacus is the source of this 1367-nucleotide messenger RNA. RefSeq names its product magnesium transporter MRS2-1-like. The transcript is spliced from 7 exons. The coding region runs from base 10 to 1338 and encodes 442 amino acids. The record is from RefSeq and is a predicted model, not a curated record. Gene Ontology annotation, molecular function: magnesium ion transmembrane transporter activity. NCBI's taxonomy places the organism in Eukaryota, Viridiplantae, Streptophyta, Magnoliopsida, Malvales, Malvaceae. Gene Ontology annotation, biological process: magnesium ion transport.